AUGACCGUCGGCACUAUCUACUCCUACCCCCAGAACCCCCGCGUCUUCAAGGCCUUGGUCGUUGCCAAGUACAACGGCCUCGAGGUCAAGGUCGAUGACAAGUUCGUCAUGGGCACCACCAACAAGACCGAUGCCUGGAUCGCCAAGUUCGGUGCCUCCCAGGUCCCCGCCUUCGAGGGUACUGACGGUACCGUCAUCAUCGAGUCUGGUGCCAUUGCCUACUACCUCGCCCAUUUGAAGGCUGACUCCACCCUCGUUGGCCGCUCCAACGCCGAGGAGGCCCUUAUCCAGCAGUGGAUCCAGUUCGUCGACUGCUCGCUCGCCGUCGCCAUCUCCGCCUGGAUCUACCCCAUUCUCGGAUACAUUCCCUACAACAAGGCCUCCGAGACCGCUGCCAUCGAGCGUACCCGUGACCAGCUCGCCACCCUUGAGCGUCACUUGAUCAAGAAGACCUACCUCGUUGGCGAGCGCGUCACCUUGGCCGAUAUCUCGGCCGCCUCUGCUCUCUUUACCGGCUUCAAGAUGGUCUUUGAUGCUCCCUUCCGCAAGGAUUUCCCUGCCGUCACCCGCUGGUUCACCACCAUCGUCAACCAGUCCAACUUCAAGGCUGUUGCCGGUGAGUUCGCCUUGUGCGAGAACCAGGCCAAGUUCACCCCUCCCAAGAAGGAGACCAAGGAGAAGAAGCCUAAGGAGGAGAAGCCCAAGGAGGAGAAGAAGCCCAAGGCCAAGGAGCCCGAGGAGGAGAAGGAGGAGACCUUUGAGGAUGUCCCCAAGCCCAAGUCCAAGUUGGAGCUCCUCCCCGCCGCCAAGAUGCCCCUUGACGAGUGGAAGCGCCAGUACUCGAACAAUGACACCCCCGUCGCCAUGAAGUGGCUCUGGGAGAACAUUGACCUCACCACCGACUACUCCAUCUGGAAGGUCGACUACAAGUACAACGACGAGUUGACCAAGCUCUACAUGUCCAACAACUUGGCCGGUGGUUUGAUGAACCGUCUCGAGCGUGCCCGCAAGUACGCUUUCGGUACCCUCGUCGUCGCUGGUGAGGACAACGCCAACAUCAUCACUGGUUACUUCAUCGUCCGUGGUGUCGCCGACGAGAUGAUUGAGGAGAUCACCGAUGCUGCUGACUACGAGUCCUACAACUGGGUCAAGGUCAACGUCACCGACGAGGAGAAGAAGAAGAUCGACCAGGUCUUCGCCUGGGAGGGUUCCCUCGAUGGUAAGGCCAUCGCCGACGGAAAGACCUUCAAGUAA
This is a messenger RNA of Linnemannia hyalina, 1254 nucleotides long. The record is from the annotation of a GenBank genome assembly. NCBI's taxonomy places the organism in Eukaryota, Fungi, Mortierellomycota, Mortierellomycetes, Mortierellales, Mortierellaceae.